AUGCGUCCCACGAAGAAGAAGGCGGCGCCGGAGGCCGGCGCCGCUAGCCUUCGGGAGGACGAGACCGAGGACGGCUGGGUCGUCCUCGCCGGCCCGUCCGGGGCGACGCCGCCGCCGUCUCUCAUGGCGAGGGCCGUGGCGUCCGGCGGCGGCGGCGGCGGCCAGGCGUUCGAGCCCACCGCGGGGGAUAUAGUUAACCGGUACCUGCUGUUGCGCCGGGCUCUGCGGUGCGACGCGCUGCCGGUGCAGAUCCACGACGCGGAUGUCUACGGCGCGCACCCGGCGCUGCUCGCGUCGGUGUACCCGGCGGCGAACGAGCGGUUCGAGUGGUUUUUCUUCGCGUGCCGUCGGCGCUGCCCCGGCGGCCGGCGCAGGGCCGGGCCUGGGGAGUACCGCCUCUUGCAGGAGGCGAAGCACCACCGGGGCAACGCGUACUGCCACUGCUUCCGGUACUACGAGGACGGCGGCGAUGCCGGCGCCAAGGAGACCGAGUGGCGCAUGUCGGAGUUCGGCGAUCGCAGCCGCGGCGGCGGCUGUGAGGACUUCGAGCUGGUCGUCUGCAAGGUCUUCCCGUCGCGCGGCGGGGCGCUCCACGAGAGGCUCGGGGCCGACCGGGUGGCGCUCGCCUCGCGCCGCCGUGACGACGAGGACGCGAAGCCGCAGGUGCUCGUCCAGCUCUACCUGGCCAGCCUCAGCCUGGGGAACCCGCUGGCGUGCCGCAUGCACCACGCCGCCGACGUCUUCGACGCGCACCCGGCGGUGAUCACGGCCGUGCUCCCGGCGGCCAACGACCGGCCCGAGUGGUUGUUCGCCGCCGUGCGCAGGCGCGGGGGCGGGGGCGGGGACGGGGCGGCGCGCCCGCGGAAGGCCGGGCCAGCAGGGGCGUACGUGCCAGUGCGCGAGUGCCGCGUGGUGGACGGGAGGAGCAGGGACAUCGGCUACCGGCUCGUGCUCCGGUACCGGGAGGUCGACGACGAGGCGAGGCGGGUGUCGCCGACGGUGUGGUGGAUGGAGGAGUACGGGUUCGGGCCGGACUUCCCGCACAACAAGCUGCCUGCGCCCAGGCCGCGCGGCGAGGACGAAGAGCUGGUGGUGUACAAGGUCUACCCGAAAUUGGUCGGUGCCCGUUGAUAACUCGCAUAUACAUGUCUGCAGCAACCUCAGAAUUAGAGUAAAGUUGAAUCGAAAUGUCUUAACAAUUCGAACAAACAAAACCCAGUUGAAUCGAAAUAUCUAACAAUCCGAACAAACCAAACCAAGCAGGUUGUUAGGGUGUGAUUUUUUUUGGUUUCCCAAACAAUCUGCAGUCGCGGUCAUUCACAAUUUGUAAAAGAGUACUACAGUUCACAGUUGUAACCAAGCAGUCGUGCGUUUGCCGUUUUGCGCAUCAGCGCAUUUGUCUUGUUGGCUUCAUCCUGACUUCCUGUACGGUAUGGUAUGGAGGUAUGGUGUCUCAACAUUUAUAGCUGCUUUCAUUUUCGGCACAUAUAAUCGAGGAAGACACGGUCACACGGACUGCA
Molecule: messenger RNA, 1520 nt
Organism: Oryza brachyantha (malo sina)
Lineage: Eukaryota; Viridiplantae; Streptophyta; Magnoliopsida; Poales; Poaceae
Exons: 1
Coding region: 1-1131 (376 amino acids)
Biological process (GO): regulation of DNA-templated transcription
Molecular function (GO): DNA binding
Source: RefSeq, a predicted model, not a curated record